Lagenorhynchus albirostris (white-beaked dolphin) is the source of this 3925-nucleotide messenger RNA. RefSeq names its product semaphorin 6C (gene SEMA6C). Lineage: Eukaryota; Metazoa; Chordata; Mammalia; Artiodactyla; Delphinidae. Bases 559 to 3459 code for a protein of 966 amino acids. The record is from RefSeq and is a predicted model, not a curated record. Gene Ontology annotation, biological process: negative regulation of axon extension involved in axon guidance; semaphorin-plexin signaling pathway; neural crest cell migration. The transcript is spliced from 19 exons. Gene Ontology annotation, molecular function: chemorepellent activity; semaphorin receptor binding.
UCUCAGGGAAGAAGGAAGGGGCUGGGGGGUGCUUGCUAUCAGAGCAUUUUGCCUAGAAAUGAAGAGCAUGCAAAUGAGAUGCAAAUUAGCCUCUAUUGUCCCCAGCUAGGGAGCUUUUGCUAAGAAGGCUGCUAGAUUCUGAAGGUUUUAAUGUGGGAGUGGUCGUCAUGCCCUCCAAACUCUCCCAGUCACCCCUUUUCCCAAGACUGGUCCUGCAGUUCCAGGAGUUUCUGGGUAGGGGCCAGCCCCAGCCCCUGCCCUCACAUCUCUGGGCAUGAAGCAGCCAGCACCUUUGUAAUCAGGCUCAAUGUCAAUGUGCCCCCCACUCCCAGGGCAGCAUCUCCCCUACCCUAGCUUCAUUAGACUUCUCCUGAAUGUUCACAUUCACUUUUAUUGGAUGUGGUAAGGAGGUAUAGCUCAGCCUCUUCCCUCCUUCUGUCCCUUCUUCCAUCAGGUCAGAGGUCUCCUAUCCCCCUCAAACCCCCACAGGAGUCACCACCCCAGGGCCAGCAUAUGGGUGAGGGGGCACCCCCUGGGGCCUGAGCUGCCCCACACAGGAUGCCCCGUGACCCCCGCUUCAUGCCCUUGCUGCUACUGCUGUUGCUGCUCUCACUUCCCCACACCCAGGCUGCCUUUCCCCAGGACCCCCUCCCUCUGCUGACCUCUGACCUGCAAGGUAUUUCCCCAUUAUCCUGGUUCCGGGGCCUGGAGGAUGACGCUGUGGUUGCAGAACUUGGGCUGGACUUUCAGAGAUUCCUGACCUUGAACCGGACCUUGCUAGUGGCUGCGCGGGAUCACGUUUUCUCCUUCGACCUUCAAGCCCAAGAAGAAGGGGAGGGGCUAGUGCCCAACAAGUAUCUAACAUGGAGGAGUCAAGACAUGGAGAACUGUGCCGUGCGGGGGAAGCUGACGGACGAGUGCUACAACUACAUUCGUGUUCUCGUUCCCUGGGACUCCCAGACACUCCUUGCCUGUGGAACAAACUCAUUCAGCCCCGUGUGCCGCAGUUAUGGGAUAACUUCGCUGCAGCAGGAGGGUGAGGAGCUGAGCGGGCAGGCUCGAUGCCCCUUUGAUGCCACCCAGUCCAACGUGGCCGUCUUUGCAGAGGGCAGCCUGUAUUCAGCCACAGCCGCGGAUUUCCAGGCCAGUGACGCUGUGGUUUACAGAAGCCUUGGGCCUCAGCCCCCACUCCGCUCCGCCAAGUACGACUCCAAGUGGCUCCGAGAGCCACACUUUGUCCACGCUUUGGAGCAUGGAGACCAUGUCUACUUCUUCUUCCGAGAAGUCUCUGUGGAGGAUGCCCGGCUGGGGAGGGUACAGUUCUCCCGUGUGGCCCGUGUGUGUAAGCGUGACAUGGGCGGCUCACCUCGGGCCUUGGACCGCCACUGGACAUCUUUCCUGAAGCUGCGGCUCAACUGCUCUGUCCCUGGGGACUCUACCUUCUAUUUUGACGUCUUACAGGCCUUGACAGGGCCUGUGAACUUGUAUGGCCGCUCUGCUCUCUUUGGGGUCUUCACCACCCAGACCAAUAGCAUCCCCGGCUCUGCGGUCUGUGCCUUCUACCUGGAUGAUAUUGAGCGUGGGUUUGAGGGAAAGUUCAAGGAGCAGAGGAGUCUGGAUGGGGCCUGGACCCCUGUGUCUGAGGACAGGGUCCCCUCCCCCAGGCCAGGAUCCUGUGCAGGAGUAGGUGUAGCUGCAUUGUUCCCCUCUUCUCGAGACCUCCCUGAUGAUGUCCUGACCUUCAUCAAGGCUCACCCACUCCUGGACCCUGCCGUGCCACCUGCCACCCAUCAACCUCUGCUUACCUUCACCAGCAGGGCCCUACUGACCCAGGUAGCUGUGGAUGGCAUGGCUGGUCCUUACAGUAAUACCACAGUCCUGUUCCUUGGCUCCAACGAUGGGACAGUGCUGAAGGUGCUGCCCCCAUGGGCGCAAUCUGGGGGCCCUGAGCCCAUUCUGUUGGAAGAGAUCGAUGCCUACAGCCCCUCCCGGUGCAGUGGGAAGCGGGCAGCCCAAACAGCACGGCGGGUCACAGGGCUGGAGCUGGACACUGAAGGUCACAGGCUCUUUGUGGCUUUUUCUGGCUGUAUCAUCUACCUCCCUCUCAGUCGAUGUGCCCGGCAUGGGGCCUGUCGGAGGAGCUGUCUGGCUUCUCAGGACCCAUACUGUGGAUGGGACAGCUCCAGAGGCUGUGUGGAUAUCAGGGGACCUGGUGGGAUUGAUGUGCAUCCAGCUGGGAACCAGGAAUCCAUGGAGCACGAUGACUGCCAAGAUGGAGCUACUGGGAGUCAGUCUGGCACAGGGGAUUCUGCUUAUGUGCUUCUGAGUCCUGGUCCUUCCCCUGAGACCCCAAGCCCCCCCAGUGAUGCCCACCCCCGGCCCCAGUCUUCCACUCUUGGAGCUCACACUCAGGGCGUGCGACGGGACCUCCCGCCAGCCUCAGUCUCCCGCGCCAUCCCCAUCCCACUCCUCCUGGCCUGUGUGGCCGCAGCCUUCGCCCUGGGCGCCUCGGUCUCUGGCCUUCUGGUCUCCUGCGCUUGUCGCCGCGCCCACAGACGUCGGAGCAAGGAUAUCGAGACUGCGGGGCUCCCGCGCCCUCUCUCCCUUCGCAGCUUGGCCCGUCUGCACGGGGCGGGCCCAGAGCCGCAGCCAACGUCCAAGGACGGAGGGGGCGCACAGACACCCCAGCUCUACACCACCUUCCUGCCUCCUCCCGAGGGCGUACCCCCGCCGGAGCUGGCUUGCCUGCCCACCCCGGAGUCCACGCCGGAGCUGCCGGUCAAGCACCUCCGCCACGCCGGGGGUCCCUGGGAGUGGAACCAGAACGGGAACAACGCCAAGGAGGGCCGGGGCCGCGCCCGGGGCGGGAACACAGCGGGCGGCCCCGCGCCGCGCGUGCUGGUGAGGCCGCCGCCGCCCGGCUGUCCCGGGCAGGCCGUGGAAGUCACCACCCUGGAGGAACUGCUGCGCUACCUGCACGGCCCGCAGCCGCCCAGGAAGGAGGUGGAGCCCCCGGCCGCCGCCCCUUUCACCUCGCGGGCGCUGCCGCCCGAGCCCGCCCCCGCCCCCACCCUCUUUGCCGGCCCCUGCCUGCUCCCCCGGGACUGUGCCACGCCUCGGAGGCUGGACGUGCCCCCGGAGGGCAAGCGCCCGGCCCCCGCCACCCGGCCUGCUCUCUCUGCCCCAGCUCCCCGGCUCGGGGUGGGCGGCAACCGGAGGUUGCCCUUCUCCACGCACCGUGCACCCCCCGCGCUGCUCACCCGAGUACCCUCGGGAGGCCCCUCCAGGUACUCCGGGGGUGCCGGGAGACACCUCCUGUACCUGGGCCGGCCUGAGGGGCACCGGGGCCGCGCCCUGAAGAGGGUGGACGUCGAGAAGCCCCAGGUGCCCCUGAAGCCUCCCCUCGUCGGGCCUUCCUCGCAGUCGGCCGUCCCUAGUGGCAACCAUUUUAACUUUUAAAGGGAGCUGCUCCAAGGCCUCAAAUGGUACCCUCGAGGCCCAUGCCCUCAGAGGCCGUGAGCGUGGACGCAUCUCCAAGGACAGAUCACCUCCCUCUCUCCUUGUUCCACACCUCCAGCCUUCCUGGACUCUGAGAGUCUCCCGGGGUCCCCGCCCGCCCCGGGUUUAUUUAUUGACUGCCGACUGUCUUUCCCCCGUCCUCGAGAGAGGAGUGGGAGGUGAGAAGCUCGCCCCCUCAGUGAGCCAGCUUUUCGGGGGGAACUGGCACACUCCAACUCCCCCACCUCCCUCAGCCAAGCUGCCUUAACUCGCCCCUCCGGGCCUCCACAGACUGGGCCCCGGGCGGGCCGCACGGCGGACGGACGGGGCUGCGCCACGCCCGUUGUGUAGAGUCCUCGGGCCUCCUGGGACGUGCCUCCUCCUACUGUGUAGGAGCCUCCCCUUCCCAAUACAGCUGUGUCCCCGA